Messenger RNA from Cutaneotrichosporon cavernicola, 1842 nucleotides. RefSeq lists its product as uncharacterized. The transcript is spliced from 4 exons. The record is from RefSeq and is a predicted model, not a curated record. Gene Ontology annotation, biological process: iron-sulfur cluster assembly. NCBI's taxonomy places the organism in Eukaryota, Fungi, Basidiomycota, Tremellomycetes, Trichosporonales, Trichosporonaceae. Gene Ontology annotation, cellular component: cytosolic [4Fe-4S] assembly targeting complex. The coding region runs from base 1 to 1842 and encodes 613 amino acids.
AUGACGUUCGCUGGCGCUCUGACGAUCACGGACCUCGACGAUUUCCUCACCCCGUCGCAGGCCUGUAUCAUUCCCGUUCGCCAAUCCAACAAACCCGCAGGACAGGAAACAGGAGACAAUGCGAACACGGAGAUCCAGAUCGAUGCGAAUAACAACUACUACGAAGUGUCGACGCACAGCACAGCGCUGGCUGGCCCGUCCGCUGGUGUCGAGGUCGGGCGACAGGCGCUCAAGAAGGCCGAGAUCAGCUUGAACGACUGCCUAGCAUGCAGCGGGUGCAUCACGUCAACCGAGUCGCUGCUCAUCACGAUGCAGAGCCACAAUGAGGUGCUCGACUUCAUCAAGGCGGGCGAUUUUUCCCGAACCCCUGUGCUUUCGAUCGCGCCACAGACGCUCGCAUCGCUCUCGGCGUCGUAUGCCAGUGGCCAGAUUCCGCUGCGCUCACUGUUGCGGAGGAUACGCGCCUUCCUGUCAGUGCCGGAGCGGGGCGGGUGGCAGGUGUGGGACACGACUUUUGCGCGUCACGUCGCGCUGCGCGAGAUGGUCACCGAGUUCAGGGAGCGGCAAGGCGCUGCAGAGCGGGGCGAGAAGAUGGUUCUGCCGAUGCUCGCGUCAGCAUGCCCGGGGUGGGUAUGUUAUGCUGAGAAGGCGCAGGGAGACCUCCUCCCGUUGCUGGCCGCCGCGCGUUCGCCGCAGGGUAUCAUGGGCGCACUCGUCAAGCAGUGGUACGCGCGCCGGCUGGACCGCAACCCCGCCGAGAUGUACCAUGUCACGGCGAUGCCUUGCUACGACAAGAAGCUCGAGGCGAGCCGCGACGACUUCUACUCUGAAGCCUUCAAGACGCGCGACACGGACUGCGUGCUCACAACCGGCGAGCUCGACUUGCUCCUCCACGAGCUCGGCUUCGACCCACUAGCUCCGGUGGAGGGGGAGGAUGCACCCGACACUGACCUCUUUCCCGAGCUCCUGCAACACCCCGGCUCGAGCUCAGGCUCGUACCUCAGUACGCUGAUGUCCGCGAUCGCCGCGGCUCAUCCACUCCCGACGUGUGUGCACACACGGGUUGUACGCGGCUCCACUGACAACGUCGAGAUGUUCCUGGAGGACAGUGAGGGUACGGUGCUGUUCAAGGGCGCGAUCUGCUACGGCUUCCGCAACCUGCAGAACCUGGUGCGCAAGGUCGGUCGCGAGACUGGUAUCGGACGAGCUCGUCCCGCUGGCGCGGGGCGGUUGCAGGCCGCCGUCGCGGCGCGACGGAGAAAGGCCCGCACAGGCCAGGGCGAGAUCCAGACGCCAGCGACACCGGCGUCACCAGCAACUCCUGAGGGAGAGGGGAAGAACGGGACUGGCGACGACGUGGCUGGCGCGGCCCUCGUUGCUUCCCGCGACGCCAAGAAGCUGGACUUUGUCGAAGUCAUGGCCUGCCCCGGUGGAUGCGUGAAUGGUGGCGGGCAGAUGAAGCCUGCGUCUAACACAGUGGAUGCGGAAGGGUACGCACGGCCCCUACCCGACGACGGCGUGGCGGAGCCCCCACGUUCCACUGGCCUGGCGAGUGAAGAGGGUAUGCGGUGGAGCACCAAGGAGUGGGUCGCCGAGGUCGAGCGCGUCUAUUGGACUGGGCUGCCAACACCACCAACCAGUCCAAGGAUACUAGCACAGGACGCGGCGCUUGCCCAGUGGCCGGAGAGGACGCGGGCCGCAGACGGCCUGGCAGACCAGGUCGUUAUGGACAUGUUGGGUGUGGAUGGCGACAGGUACGCCUGUGUCCGGACGCGGUUCAAGCGCGUCGAGGGCGACGUACUGAGUGAGGGUGGGCUCACGCACGAGCAGGUCAAGUGGUAG